UACACCCAUCACCGUGAGCCCGCGAGCAGCCCCACCGCAUCCCGUCGCCGGCGAACGCCACUGCCUCCGGCAGCCAAAUACAGGCACACGCCUCCUCGGCGGCCUCCCCCGGCGCCCCUCCGACUCUCAGGAACCCGCGCGCCCACCUGUCUCUCCCAGGCUCCCCUGCUCCAAACCCUAACCCUAGCUCCCGGCGCAGGGCUGUCUAGGCCAUUUUAUAUCUUGGUGUUCCGUGUGUCCGCGAGGAGGAUACGCGCGCUGGAUGGCUCCAAGUUUCUGAGUGAAAUGUGCUUGCAGUGAUGUAUGGGCAAAGCCUGCUUCUGUGGUCCACUGGAUACUGAGCAUUCCUCUAUGGGAGGAAUUGUUGAAUGCGGUGUCAGCACGGACACAAAAGAUUCCCCUCGCCGUGUUGCCAUAGAGAAAGCUCAGGAGGAGCUGAGGCAGGAAUAUGACGUUCGUGAAGAACGGAGGAGGGAGCUUGAGUUUUUAGUCAAGGGAGGCAAUCCCUUGGAUUUCAAACUUGGACAUGUAGCGUCGCUCAGUGUACACUCCACUUCUGUCACAGAUCAGAUAGCCGAACAAAAUGUGAUAAGUGAAGCAAAAGGCAGUUUUGCAUCUGACGCAUCACCUCAUGGAGAUUCGGUUGAAAGUAGUGGCAGACCAGGAAGUUCAUCGUGUCGUGAAGCCAACACAGCCGAUAAUCUUAUGCUCUUAGAUGGAGAUACCAGCAACAUAGGUGGGGACAAACUUGUCAAACGCGGCACUACAAUCACGCCUCAGCCUGAGCUGUCUUUAUGCAAUGAUGGUCAAAUUAGUGUGAAAGAAGUUGAAGAUUCCGGUUUGUUCCGCCUUGGGGCAAAGAGCCAAGCGUAUGCUCGACGCAGGUCAAAGUCGGGCAGGGACAAUGCAAAUACUGUGCCCGUUAGGACUCCACCAGUUCCUCCUUCAAGUUCUCAGCGAGGAGAUGCAACAGGGGUAGUGCAAGAAGCAGAAAAUGAUGAUUAUGAUGGCUCAUCCAUUGAGCGUCCGAAACCAAUAAGUUCAAAUGGCAAUGAUAUGUUGAAGAAUGUACCAUUAAACAAUCCGGUGGUACUGGAGGUGGGAGGUGUUCAAGCAAUUCAUGAAAGCAAUCAAGAACAAAAACAUGAAAUAACGAACAACAAAGCUGACAUGCUAGCUCUUGAAAUCUCAUCAAACAAUGUGUCUGGUAAUUCACAGCGUACUGGAGGUGGCCAGAUGCCUAAUGUAACUGCUUUUGCAGAGUCUCUUCAUUCUAUUCCAAAAGAAGCUUCUUCAAGGACAACUUCUUUCCCAUCUAAACACAGCGAAAUCUUCAGAGAAGCGCACACUCCCGAAAAGGCAGGUAACAGCAAUUCUGACAAAAGCAUGGUUGAUGCUCAUGCAGAUGAUAUGGAAAUUGAGGCUUCUGUUCUGCACCCUGCCAUACAAACUGCUAGGGUUAGUGAAAACGAAGUGGACAUGAAUUGCACAGAUACCACUGAGACUGUUGGUCAGCAUCCAGGUAGAAAUGAUAGUUUAUCAAUGAAGAUUGGUCAAAGUUCUGAUGAAGGAUUGAGUAACAUUGGACCUGGUCAAUUGGAAGGCAGUAGCUUGCUGAUUGACAGUUCUACUCCUGUACAACCAGAAGUCAGCGCUGCUGUGAAAGAUGAAGCUGAAGUCUGUAACAAUGUAGUUGACACAGAAAAGGAGACAUGUCUUGCUACUUCUGAUUACAACAAAGUAGAUAAGGAGGCAGCUUCUGAUUUGGAUAGAAACAACAAAUGUUCUAGUGCUUUGAGUGGUUCUGAUAAGUUGGUUUCGGUUGAUUUGCCCCCUGCAUCACUCAGAGAGGAUAUGCCUAAUCCUUUGCCAUCAACAAACAUUUCUGUUAAUAACGACAAUGGUGUUACAAAAUGUAGCCGAAAUGACACAACAAUCACAAAGAAGGAAUGUGAAGAUUCUAUGAUGACAAAGAAGGAAUAUGAUGAUUCUAUACUUAGAAGGGCUCGGUUUAUAGAGGGGAACAUUAAGAGAGCUGGUGAACGAGCUCUCUGCAAUGUUUCUUUGGAGAAGAAGCGGAAAAGCCACUGGGAGUUUGUUCUUGAGGAGAUGGCUUGGAUGUCAAAUGACUUCAUGCAGGAGCGUCUGUGGAGAAGUGCAGCUGCAGCCCAGAUGUGCUACUGGAUCGCCUCCAGUGGCCGGGCAUCGUUUGAAGAAGCUAAUGUCUACAGAAAGCAGAAAUCUGUUGCUAGAAUUCUGUCCAAGGGCGUUGUGAAUUUUUGGCGUUCAGCUGAAACUUUACGAACCACUAGUGGUGAGAUUCCUAAAGCAUUGCAAGUAGAGAAAUCAAAGGGGCUUGAAGAAAUGAAGCCAGCUGGGAUCAAAGCAGAAAAAGAACUGGGCGGCGAAUCCAUCGAACACGAGAAGUCUAAGUGGUCCCAUCAGUCUCCUAUUCAGAGUUACGCUCUUCGGUUUCUGGAGUACAACUGUAAUGUGUCCGCUUGUCUUUCAUUAGCUGAAGCACCACCAACUCCAGAGAGGCUAAAUGAUUUUGGCAUUUUAAAAGUGCCGGCUGAACUUUCAGAUACACAUCUCUUUUAUGAGGUAGCCCCUGGUGCAAUGCAUGCAUACAGAGAGUCAGUGGAGUAUCAAUCUGUUUAUAAUAAGAGGCUUGUUAACACUGGACAUAAGGAGGAUUAUGAGCCAUCUACAUGCGAUUCUGUUCCAGAUGUACAUAGGGAGAAUGGGUAUGGUGAUGAAGGCGAGGCAUACUCUUAUUUAUUGCCUGGAACGUAUGAUGGUGGUUUGGCAUCAAAAUCGGGUCAUAAGAAGAAACAACAGAUGCAUCAGAGGAUGAAUGGCACAAGACUGUAUGAUAAUGGUAUUGACCCGUCUUAUGAUCCAUACUUGGAGAACAAGACAGGAAACCAACCAUUUUUAUCAAAUGGCAAAAGACCUCCAGAUUUCCUUUCCAUUCCUAUAAAACGCAUACGGACUGCUGCUAGACAGCGAGUUGCAAGCCCCUUCUCUGCUGGUGUUGCCGGAACCCCUCAGUUCACAAGUAAAACAGAUGCCUCUAGCGGAGACACAAACUCCUGCCAGGAUGAUCAAAGUUCGUUACAUGGUGGAUUCUUCCCCAGGAAGAAUGCAGAUAUUGAAUCCACUGUUGAUUUUGACAAACAAUUAAUGUAUGAUGGCGGUGAGGUGUCUGCUAAGUCUAAAAAGAAGAAAAAGCCUAAGUACCCUGGGCACAAGGCACCACAAAGUGCGAGCGAGUCCUAUACCUUGAUGGCUGGAAAGAAGGAUUAUUUGAAGAAGAGACCGGAGGCUUAUCAGUUUGAUCCGAAUGGUAAUACUGGUAACUUUCUUUGUCUCUGCUUCAGAUAUCAAAUUUCUAUUGCAGUAAAUGGUCACGCUUCUAAGAAGAUUAAAUUGUUGCAUCCAGCACCUGAUAUUUCAUUAGAUGCUCUUACACCAGUUGGUCCACUGGCAUCUCCGGUGGCAUCACAAAUGAGUAACAUGGUAAACCCGGCGAAGAUUAUAAAGAUCAUCACUAAUCGGGAUCGUGGAAGAAAAAGUAAAGGCCUGAAGAUGGCUGCUGGCCACUCCGGUCCUGGUUGUCCUUGGUCAAAUUUCGAAGAUCAGGCUCUUGUUGUGCUUGUACAUGAUAUGGAUCAAAACUGGGAAUUAGUUAGCGAUGCACUGAACAGCAUUGUCCAACUGAAGUGCAUAUAUAGAAGGCCCGAUGAGUGUAAGGACCGUCACAAACUUCUCACGGAUAAAAGCUCUGGUGAUGGUGCUGACAGCGCGGAUGACUCAGGCUCAUCUCAACACUAUCAAUCCACAUUGCCUGGCAUUCCAAAGGGCAGCGCCAGACAGCUGUUUCAGCGCCUUCAAGGACCGUUCGAGGAAGAGACUCUUAAGACACAUUUUGAGAAAAUAAUAUUCCUUGGGCAGAGAUUGCAUCCAUGUCGCAGGAAGGGGGAAAGCCAGGAGCUUAAGCCAAUAAAUCCACUUCACACUUCUCAUGUUCUUGCGCUUUCUCAAGUGUGCCCAAGCAACUUCUCUGCUGGCGUAUUGACGCCACUUGAUCUUUGUGAUACAAUAACUUCAAGCCCGGAUAUACUUCCUGUUGGUUACCCGGGAUCACAUACAAAUGUGUUAACGCUUCCGAACCAUCAUGGUUCACUUGGUCCUACCCUUCCAAUUUCAAAUAUGAAUGCUAGGCUACCAGGUUCUCCUGGUAUGGUACUGGGCAGCAGUUUGCCAUCGCCUUCAACAUUGAAUGCUCCCUCUAGAGAUGCUCAGAGGUAUGGUGUGCCUAGGCCUACCUCGUUACAGGGUGACGAACAACAAAGAAUUCAGUAUAACCAUAUGCUCAAUGGCAGAAAUCUCCAGCAACCCGGAGUUUCUGUUCCUGGUGUUCGAAUGAUGUCUGGUGCUAAUGGUAUGGGAAUGAUGACUGGACUAGCUCGAUGUGCGCCUGUUGUGAGGCCGGGCUUUCCAAGGCUUGGUUCCCCAGGAAUGCUAAAUAUGGUUUCGCCUGGAAACAUGCUAUCCAGCAAUGGUCAGUCCAUGCAAAAUUCAGUAAAUCUUCGCCCUGGUGCUGUAACUGGCCCUGGAAAUACAAUGCCGAGGCCGCGUGAUCCAAUGCAGAUGCUUCGGCCUGGCCAGAAUCUGGAAGAGCACAGGCAGAUGACAGUGCAGGAGUAUCAGAUGCAAGUCGCGCAGGGAAAUAGCCAAGCUGUCAAUUAUAGUGGAACACAAUUUUCCAAUGCCGGAACAUCUUCACCUGUUCAGUCAUUCCCUGUUCAGCAGUCCCAACCAAAUCAGAUGCCACAGCAGGUGCACAUGUUUGGGAAUACACAUCAUUCUCAUAUCCGAGGAGCAAACCAGUCAAGCCCACAGCAUCAGGCUUAUGUGCGGUUGGCUAAAGAGAGACACAUUCAACAAGGAAUGAUGCCCCAACAACAGCACCCACUUUCCGCAGCUGGUACAGUGCCAACUGUUCAGAAUGGUUCACAAAUGCAACCACAAUCUUCAGCCAGUACUGCCCCAUCUUCACACUCACAUCAUAAGAAGCAGAACCCUGUGCAAAGCCCACAAGAUAGCUCAGUGCUUCCCAAUCAACCUGCCAAUAGUAUAUCAAAUAAGCAGAAGAAGCAACAGACUCAGCAGCAGUCUAGGCAAAACCAACAGCAACGAAAUCAAGGUAGCCAGCAAGCUAAGCUUAUGAAGAGUUUAGGCCGAGGGAAUGUGAUGCAGCCGAAUUCUCCGGUUGAUGCUACUCAACCCAGCAGCAGUAAUGCAACUUCAAACAACCAAGUUUCUGAUAGAAAUAUGGUGCAGCAGGGCCCAGCGUAUUUUGCUGGUAAUAAAGGAUUGAUUCCAUCAGUGUCUCAACCUGGGAAUCAACCAAAAGUAUAUGCUGCCCAUGUACCGCAGUCACCAAUACAAUCAUCAGAUAUUGGCGUUCAAGGUUUAGUACAGAGUUCUCCCAACCAGACCUUGUUAGCUCCCCAUCAAGCUCCAAUCCAUUCAUCAUCGCAAUUGGCUAUGCAGCAACAACAACAACAGCGUCACAUGAAUCCAUCACAUAAUAAUAUCCAACGAUUGAUGAUGCAACAAAACCGCCAUAUGAACACUGACGGUAGGAUAGAGUUGCCUGUUGAUCAAGUCCAACCUAAUCAGGUGAUUCUGUCUACGUCCAUUGCAAGGAGUACAGAUUCAGGUAGCCCAGGUGUUUCAUCGAUACAACAGCGGAAACAAGAGUCAUCUCAGGAUCCAACUGCAGUUACCUCGACCUCACAGCUAGCCAGUUCGCCUCAAGAUACCUUUAUUGGAAAUGAAGCGUCAUUGUCAGCACCAAACCAAGGCAUGCUGCAAAGGCAAAUGUCAGGGGGUGUUCCUAUACAUGGGCAUGUUACUGGUGCCCAGCGGCAGCAACAGCAGGGUCGACAACAACUUCAGACUCAGCAGCAGCACAGACCUGUCGUUCAAGGCAGUGUAUAUUCUCACCCUUCAAAUUCUGGACCAGGAUGAUGAUGGAAUCACUUGAGGUUGAUAAGUUUUGUAGAGCAUUUCUUUCCUUUGUAAAGUUACUGUACAGGUGUUUCGUGUGAGAAGCUGCACGAAUGACAGCGCUCCCCAUUCCCCACUGUUGAAGCUAAUUGUAGUCAUAUCUCAGUGCCAGGUAGAUAAUUGUUCUGUUCCAUUUUUGUUCCACCUUACAAGCAGCUUGGUUCUAGAUUGCUGGAGAUGGCUCUUGUAACGGCAACAAUUCCUUUUGUUGUUGAAUCGUAACCCUGAUAUGGGCCCGGCUGUAUAUUUGUCUUAUGGGGCCCAUGUUGUUAGAAACAGCUGUUUCUUUUGGACAAGCCUGUACAUUUACUUAUGUAGCUCACAAGUUAGUGAAUGCAAAAGUUCCUCCUUUGCAUG
This is a messenger RNA of Lolium rigidum, 6438 nucleotides long. Its product is annotated as chromatin modification-related protein EAF1 B-like. Gene Ontology annotation, cellular component: NuA4 histone acetyltransferase complex. The transcript is spliced from 22 exons. The coding region runs from base 304 to 6042 and encodes 1912 amino acids. The record is from RefSeq and is a predicted model, not a curated record. NCBI's taxonomy places the organism in Eukaryota, Viridiplantae, Streptophyta, Magnoliopsida, Poales, Poaceae.